AUGAGCAACAUCCGGUCCAUCGUCUCCUUUUCCGCGCUUCUGGCUCUAAGCCAAGCCGGAUCGAGUGCCGCAGCUACCGUCACAAAGCAAUGCGUCCAGCUCGAGGUGCCGGUCCCCGUUGUCGCCACCAAUCGCCGCUACAGCAUGCCCCGGGUCGAGAGCACUAUUGAUGCCAUAGACUGGACGGUAACUGUCACAACGUGGUCGACCCCCAGCGCCAUGGACCGUGUCACCGGGCUCUACCCCGUCAACUCCACGUUCAGGAUCAACGCGCAGCUGUGCGUCCCGCCGCGGAACGGGGCAAAAUCGGACAUUUUGCAGAUUGCCACGCCCGGACUGGGCUUUGACAAGAGAUAUUGGGACGUGGAGCUUAAGCCGGAGGAGUACUCGUACGUUGAUGCGGCAGUCAGCAAGGGGUACUCCAUCCUCACCUACGACCGACUGGGCACGGGAAAAUCACAGAAGCCCGACGCAUACGACGUCGUGCAAAUCCCGACCGAGGUCGAGAUCCUGGCGGGCCUCACGAACCUCGCUCGCAGCGGCAAGCUGAUCAGCUCGUCCAAGGUGCUCGGCAGCACGCACCCCGUCCCAAAGCUCCAGCCUUCCAAAGUCGUCCAGGUCGGCCACGCGUACGGCGCGUACCUGAUUACGGUCGCGCUAGGGAAGUACGGCCGUCUGGCCGACGGCGCCGUCCUGACCGGCUUCCUCCUGACUAACCUGACGCGGAUGCUCGACGUGCUGAAUUACGACCACGCGUUCGCGCGGCAGCACGAUCCCGUCCGCUUCGGCGAGUACACCUCGGGAUACUUCGUGCUCGAGACCGAGAGCUGCCUCCAGAAGCUCUUCCUCCGCAAGGGCGCCUUCGAGCCGGCGCUGCUGGCCUACACCGAGCGCAUCAAGCAGCCCGAGGCCGUGGGCGAGUACGCCUCGGAGGGCACCAGUCCGCUGACGCCUGCGGCGGAGUUUGAGGGGCCGGUUUUGCUCUUCAAUGGCGAAAAUGUCUACGAUGAAGACGCCACGAGGAAUGUGUUUCAGCACGCUGUCAAUGUCACCUCCUACCUGCAGCCCAACACCGGCCACGCGCUGACGGUGGCCACCAACGCUUCGGCCGGCUACGAGGUCAUUCUGCAGUACUUGGACUCCCACGGACUGUAG
This is a messenger RNA of Thermothielavioides terrestris NRRL 8126, 1155 nucleotides long. RefSeq lists its product as uncharacterized. The record is from RefSeq and is a predicted model, not a curated record. The coding region runs from base 1 to 1155 and encodes 384 amino acids. The transcript has 4 exons. Lineage: Eukaryota; Fungi; Ascomycota; Sordariomycetes; Sordariales; Chaetomiaceae.